Clarias gariepinus (North African catfish) is the source of this 4171-nucleotide messenger RNA. RefSeq names its product axin 2 (conductin, axil) (gene axin2). The transcript has 11 exons. Bases 419 to 2788 code for a protein of 789 amino acids. Lineage: Eukaryota; Metazoa; Chordata; Actinopteri; Siluriformes; Clariidae. Gene Ontology annotation, biological process: negative regulation of canonical Wnt signaling pathway. The record is from RefSeq and is a predicted model, not a curated record.
UUUUUCUCUUUUCUAACAGGCGCAUUUCUUUCUAUGUACCUUUCGGGACCAGGCUGUCGGCUUCUUACUUUGAUGUCCGCACUUAAACCCUGAGCCCAGUACAUAUUGGAAUAGCCUACAGGAGAUGUGCUGUGCGGCAUGGCUGCGUAAAACAUUUGAGGAAAAACGCGGGUGGAACUGCUUUUCAAUUUCUUUUUUGCGACUGUAACAAAAGAACAGAUCGGAAAAACGAGAGGAGCGCCGCUGUAUUGGAUAUUGUGGACUAUUUUUUGACUUGUGCAAAACGCUGGAGUUUUGGGGGGAAUAGAACUCAUGGGUCGAUGAGAGAAGCCGGACAGAGGUGCUGCUCCCCCGCUAACUUCAAGCGAGAGUUCGAGGGAGAUUAGAGCCGAGCUCAGGAGCCACAAGCCGUGCAGCCAUGAACGGGGCGCUUUCGGAGCCCGUGGCCACGAGCUUCCGAGAAGAUGCUCCCCGUCCGCCGGUGCCGGGCCAAGAGGGCGAAGUCAAGUGCCGCAAACUGCCGAGUAAAAUGACCGCGCUGAGAGUCAAGGAGACGGCAAAAUCGACGCGUAGGGACGAGGAGGGCCUGGGAGAGCCAGAGGGCAGCGCUUCACCGGACUCGCCGCUCGCGCGCUGGACCAAGUCUCUGCACUCGCUGCUUGGUGACCAGGACGGCGCGCGACUUUUCCGGGUCUUUCUGGAGCGCGAGCGGUGCGCCGACGCGCUCGACUUUUGGUUUGCGUGUAACGGGUUCCGCCAAAUGGACCUAAAGGACGGCAAGACGCUGCGCGUGGCCAAGGCCAUUUACAAGCGCUACGUGGAAGCCGAUGGCGUCGUCGGCAGGCGCCUCAAGCCGGCCACCAAGACUUUUAUUCGGGACAACGUGAAGCGGCAGCAGAUCGACUCGGCCAUGUUCGACCAGGCGCAGACGGAGAUCCAGACCAGCAUGGAGGAGAACGCGUACCAGACGUUCUUACAGUCCGACAUAUACCUCGAGUACGUGCGCAGUGGCGGUGAAAACCUCGCACACACAAGUCCCGGUGCGCUCGGGAGUCUAAAACUCGUCUGUGGCUACUUGCCCACCUUAAACGAAGAGGAGGAAUGGAGUUGUAAUGACUUUAAAGCCAAAGCGCUGGCUGUGGUCGGACUGUCGACUAAAGCGCUGCGGUCUGCUUCUCCACUGAGGACUGUAGACGUGAUGGAGAAAAACUACAGGUCGUAUAGACGCAGCGAUCCUGCCAACCCGUACCAUGUGGCCUCUGGCUGCAGUUUCGCCCCCACCACUAGUGCCAACGACAGCGAGAUCUCCAGCGACGCCAUGACAGAUGACUCCAUGUCAAUGACUGACAGCAGCGUUGAUGGGAUCCCACCAUACAAACUGGGCAGCAAGAAGCAGCUUCAGAGAGAGAUGCAUCGAAACAUGAGAAUGAAUGGCCAGGUCUCACUACCUGUCUUUCCUAGGCCACGGCGGCCACCAAAGGACAUGACCCCAGUGGAGCCGGCAGCAUUCGCUGCUCAGCUUAUUGCCAGACUUGAAAGACUGAAGAGAGAACAAGAGACUAUGAGCUCGUUAGAAGAGAGACUGCAGCAGAUCGAGGAGGAGGAAGAGCGGGACGAGUCCGAGCUUUCUUCCUUGCAGCGGCGCUCGAGCGAGGACGACCCGCAGGCCAUCUUAGAUGAGCACCUCUCACGUGUUCUCAGGACACCUGGUUGUCAGUCGCCCGGAGUGGCACGCCACUCACCCCGCUCUCGCUCACCAGAACCCCGGCCGCUGACCAGGCCUGUGGGUGGCACCUCGCCUAUGCCUGCUUACCCUCCCGGACGGACGUUCGUCUCCAAGCAUGUCCAUCACCACUACAUCCAUCACCAUUCAGGGCCCAAAAGCAAGGAACAGAUUGAAGCCGAGGCAGCACGGCGGGUACAGGUCAUGUGUCCAGCCGUACCCGAGUGCUGUCCCUCAGCAUACACACGGAGCCGCAGCCUGGGCCCUGAGCAUGGAAACGGCAUCGGCGAGGCGACCCAAGGAUGUUCGAGUUCCUCAUCCAAGCGUGUCUGUAGGUCUGGUGAGGACGUGAACAGUGAGAGUACAGAGACUGCCACCUUACAACUGCCGACUGACAGCGCUGACCGCUCACAGAAUGUCUGGCAGUGGAUCAUGGAAAGUGAUCGGCAGGCCAAGCACAGGCCGCACAGCACUCAGAGCACGAGGAAGCUAUACGGCUCCGAGUCAGCACGCACCCACACUUGGGGAGGUGCAGGCAUUUCCGGGCACCUCCGCACCCACCAGCCUGCUCAUCCAUUCAUCCAGGACCCAGCUAUGCCCCCUCUACCUCCGCCCAACACCCUGGCACAGCUGGAGGAAGCGUGUCGACGUCUGGAAGAGGUUUCCAAACCCUCCAAACAGAGGCAUUCAACACCAGGCCUUCAAAGAGAAAAGAGCCAUGCAGUGCCUGUUCAAACUGGAGCUGCAUCUGUCCAGAGCCAGGUUCUUCAAACAGAGCACCCAAAAGAGCCAAAGAAGCCUCCUGGCAGCCAUGGCAAUGAAACUGUGGUCACAUAUUUCUUUUGUGGUGAGGAGAUCCCCUACAGGCGCAUGAUGAAGACACACAGCCUCACCCUAGGCCACUUCAAAGAACAGCUCCGCAAGAAAGGCAACUACAGGUACUACUUCAAGAAGGCCAGUGACGAGUUCGAGUGUGGAGCCGUGUUUGAGGAAGUAUGGGACGAUGGCUCCGUUCUUCCCAUGUACGAGGGCAAGAUCCUUGGGAAAGUGGAACGAACAGACUGAAAAAAAGAAAAAAAAAUGUCCUCAUGUGAUCGAAAGGCCAACAAGCAAAGAAACAGACUUCUACAGAUAGAUCUGUAUUUUCAAAGAUAAAGAAAUUUUAAUAUAUCCACAAAAAAAAACUCUUUUUGUAUUGUUUUGGCUCAUCAAGCUAUUGAAGGAAUACUAGCCAAUGAAGUAUACCAACUCGUGGAGGACUCCAGCAAAGCAGCCUGGGAGAUCAGGCACCUUAACUAUCAAUUGGAAUGGUCAAGAGACGCUAUGAGUAUACCACUGUCUGAAGAUGCGGGUGACUGUAUGUGGUGUUUUUUUUUCUUUUCUUUCUUUCUUUCUUUUUUUUUUCUUCUUUCCGAGGGAUUGCUACAGAGCCGGUGCAUACUGCACCAUGGACUGCUGACCAAGUUUUAGUUGUGUUAAUUGCAGGUGUGUGUGUGCGUGUGUGAGCGUGAAUGUGAGUAUGUGUGUAUGUGUGUAUACAGAGGUAUGUGCACGUUAUAUUGUGCUUUUGUAACAACAAAAGAAUAUUAAUAUUUAUUAAACUGUCAUUUCCCUCCUGCCCCAUGUCCAGCGUAAUGGACAAGCUGCUUAGUUAAAUUGGGAGAUUUUUUUUUCCAAUGGAACACAUGCAUGGUCAUAAUGCUAGAGUCCCCCCAUUAUAAAUAAAUGUUAGGAGUCUCCGAUUCCGUCCAAUGAGGAGAAGUCUUCCAUCCUGGGACCACACAGUUUUCUCAACCCUCUUGAUUGAGGGUUGAUUCCGAAAUUGCUCUCUUCACACUGCGUCCAGGGCUGUGUCCCGAUUAGCAUCAUAGUGCCUUCGAAUAUUUGAAACUUACGAAUUGUACAGGAUCAGAACCACCUUGGCAAGAAGCCUUGAGGGUGCAUUAUCGUACGACAAAACAAUCAUGUUGCAUCCUGAUAUUCUUAUAUAAAAGUCCCGAUGUCUUAAUCCCACUGAACUAAAAACGUGGCCUUUCCUCAUUUUAGCACUAUUUCAACAGAACCAAGCAGGAUGUUGAGACGUGUACCCAGUAUGGAAGUUCCCUCCAAAAUGGCAUAAGUAUACUGAUAUACUGAGAACCACAGAGCUCCUGGACAGGGUGUAGUUGUGCAUUGGCAUAGCAGUGGCGUUUAGAUUAAUGUCAGUGUUUUAGACUGCAGUACCUGUGCCUACAUGGAUACCAUGCCAUGUGCUGCCCUGCUUCAGGGUGUAAUAUUCCCUUGCUUUUCUAAAGGGGUUUAUGUUGCAAAGAUUUUUUUUAAUGCUUUGAAUAUCUUGUUAUCUAUUCUGGGUUUUUUUUUUUUUUUUUGUUUCACAUAAAUGUAAAUUAUGCAUUAUAUAGAGCAUCAUUUUAAAGAUGACUUGGUACUUUAAUUAUUGUAAUUAUG